AAAGUUAGUCUAUCGCUAUCAGACUGGCAACGCUUGCGAAAAGUCGAGUUGGCAUUUGUACUCGAAAAAUUCCAUUUAAAUACAAAAUAACCAAACUGCAGAAAAUUAUUAAAUAAGUAACACACUGGCGUAAUUGAGGAAAAGUUUCGUUUUUCCCAGCUAACGCACUGCGACAACAUGUUGCACAACAAUGCCAGCUGGCUGCCACCGCCGCAACAACGGCAUCGUCUGCAGCAACAACAGCAACAGCAACAACAGCAAAUGCAACAGCAACAACAAUUGCAGCAGCAGGCAUCUCAAAUACAUCACAAUCAGUCGCCGUCACAGUCGCAGCCUCUGCCUCAGCCGCAGCCGCAGCCGCAGCUUUAUGCCAGCCAAAUGUUUCAACAACAGCUGCCACAGCCCGGCCAACAAGCAUUUUGGCCAGAACAGGAACAACAGUCGUCGUCGCUCAGCUAUAACAAUUACUUUGCCGGCACAGCACAACCCAAGCCACUGAGUUAUGGAUCACCUGCAACAGUUCCUACUCCUGUUUCUGCUCCCGCUCCAGCAACAGCACCAGCACCUGCUGUUCCACUGACCUAUGCACAGCCCGAUAUGAUGUCCGCUCAACAACAAUAUUAUCAACCAUCACCAUUGGUGCAGCAGCAGCCGGAGCCACAGAUACAGCCAGCUGCCGAGUUCUUUGAUAAUAAUAAUAGUGGCAAAAAUGAUGGAUGGGGUGAUUGGGGCGAUUGGAAUGAUAAUGUCAACAACAAUAGCAAUAACAACAUUAGCAACAUUAGCAACACUAACAACAACAACAGCGGCAUUAAUAGCCACAAUGAGGUGUCGCCGGUCGCUAACAUUGUGGAGGAUUCCUUUAAUGUGCAAGGCCAGAGCACCUGGCACACCUUUAGUAAUAACCUAAACACCAGCAACAACCUCAAUACCAGCAAUACCAACAACAACAACAAUAAUAAUAAUACUGAACCAAGCAAAUCAUUGGAAUUGCCGCCUUUGCUAUCGCCCUCCGCGGAGCAACUGUCGCCCGUGUCGGAGCCCGAACUGAAUGCCAUUGUGCCCCCACAAGCUUUCCAAAAUCAGCCACCUGCAGCUUCUUCAGUGGCAGGACCUCCAGUAGCAGCAGCCCCUCCAGUGACUGCUCCUCCACCGGGCAAUCCUCCAUCGGCCGCUCCUCCUGUUGCCGCGACGCCUGUGCUGCCACCGCCUUCAAUGGACUCGGCAGCCGGAAAUCCUUUCAAGCGUUCCGGUGGACUAAGCCAGCGCGUGAAUAUAUUGGCCACACCAGGUGCAUCGGCAGCGGCAGCACCAGCACCAACUCCAAUUGUGCCCAUGCCAGCUGCAGCGCCUGUACAGAUGCUGAUGCCGGAACCAAGCCAGCCGGAGCAGCCGUAUGAGAAUCAGGAGGUACUGCUAGCAGCGCCCAAUGACGAGCGUGCACAAUACCUGCAGACGAGUCAUCUGUCUGAGCAGCACGAGGAGGAGGCCAACGAGGGCAACUGGGAGGCGGAUGGACUGUUGCCGCCGCCAGGCCUGUCGCGACUUGUGCUUGGACAGCCGGAGCUGGUGGAGCAGCAACGUCUGGUCACUGGCACCGAGCAGCCAGCCAGUCAUGUGGCCAAUGCGCUGCAUAUGUCCGACCGCCAAGCCGAUGGCGAGGACACCUCCGAGGGUGAGCAGCCGAUGCGUACUGAUCUCUUCCACCCGCAGCAGCAACAACAGCAGCAGCUGCAGCAACAACAUCAGCAGCACCAGCAACAGCAACAACAACAGCAACAGAUGCAGACAUCAGCGCAUCGCGUAGUAACGGGCGUGGAGACGCACGCCCAAGCCGUGGUGCUGUCCGGAGAGCAACGUGAGGUGGUGCUUGACGGCGAGAAUCUGGAGGAUCAGCGGCCAGUGCAGCCGCCAGCGUCGCUGACAGUGCCGACAACAACAGCAACUGGUGGAGCAGUAGGAGGAGUGGGUACAGGUGCAUCGGGAUCAGCCGCUGCAAUUGAACUGGAUUCGGAAAUACAUCAAACACAUCACAUUAGCAACGAGGACAAUGAGACGAGCGUGCAGCAGCAGUUGCAACAACAGCAACUGUUGCUCGAGAAGAAGCAGCAGCAACAUGCACGUGGCAAGCCCCGUCCGGCGGCCUCGCUCGAUCUGGAGUCGGAGGAUGAGUCCGAGGAUGAGUGGCUGCUAAGUGAUAGGCAUGACCUGCCGCCGCGACGUCAGACGGAUGAGCGGAGCAUGCGCAGCUUGCGCAGCAAUCGCCGCCAUUAUAGCAGCAACAACACGAGCAACAACUACGAAGGCGAAACAGAGGAUUCGGCACGUGCUGUGGGCGGCGGCGGUGCCGGCGGAGGCCCAGCUGGCCACAACGAGAGCAACAGCAGCAGCAAAUCGGGCCGUGAUAUGAAGCGACGCAGCCGUGAUGCGGAUCAGCAUCGCAGACAUGAGCCGGAGCGCAGUGGCAGAGAGCGCAGCGACAGAGAACGGGAGCGGGAACGAGAGCGUGAACGUGAACGUGAACGUGAACGGGAACGGGAACGUGAAAGGGAACGCGAAAGAGAGCGUGAUCGCCAUACGUGGCGACGCGAUGAUACGAUGUAUCGAAUGUCGCGGUAUAGCAACAACAACAGCAACUACGACGGCGAGUCGGACGCAGCCGUCCAGGCGGCAGCCAGCGAUGGCGGCGGCGGAGGUGGCGGCAGCGCUGCCGGCAGCGGCACAGGCGGACGCAAAAGCAAGGGAAGCCGUCACAGCCGCAGCGCUGUGGCCGCCGACGACGACUACGAUGACUAUGAGAUGCGAUCGAUGCCACGCGGCGGCAGUCACUAUCGCUCGAGGCGCUCGGAGAAGCAGGCCCCCUCCUCGCAGCAGGACAAACAGCGCAGCAGCCGGCGCAGCCAUGAUGGCGGCGAGCGAGGGCGUCACUCGCAUCACGCGGACUGGCAGCAGCAGCAAUGGGAUGCGCGCACCUACGAGGGCUACCGCAACAAGAGCUCGCGCAACAGCGACCUCAAGAAGGAGUCGGUCAAUGGCAGCAGCAAGCGACGCAAUUACGAACAGUAUGCAAAUCCAACGGCCGGCUACGAUCCGUUCAGCAUCUACGAGCAGAUGUCGUGUGAUCCGCGCGCCUAUAUGGACAUGUACACCAAGUUGUAUGGCCAGAUGAUGAUGAGCGCUGCGGUGAAUGCGGGCGCCGCAUCGAAGGCAGCAAAGCAUCCGAUGCACGAUCAGCUGAUCGGUAUGGAUCCCAGGGCUUUUGUGGACCGCACCGGCGCUGGCUCUGCUGCCGGCGUUGGCAACGAGGACGCGCUCAGUGAGCGGGAAAGGUACACACACGCAUACAUAACACAAGCCAAUGAAUUCCAUCGUCGUCGCCAACAACUGAAUCUCUAUCAGCAACAACAACAGCAGCAACAACAACAACAACAACAGCAACAUGAUUAUUCGGAUCUAUUGAACAGCACACUAGGGGGCGAUGACAGCGCCAGCCUCUAUGGCAGCGAUACACACAGCAACAAUCGACAUCUCAGGUUGGCUUCCUAUGGCAUCUCCAGCGCUCGUUCGUUAAGCAAUUUGAACUGUGAGGAUGCAACGAUAGCCGGAUAUAAGCGUUAUUAUGCUGGCUCGGAAUGCGGCGUCGAUAUCAGAGCUGCUGUUGGUGGUGCAACAACAACGACUCUCGACAGCAAUGCGGACGCCACGGCAAUGGGCAACGCGAGCGUGGCGCGUCCGCCGCGACGUCGCACACCGCUGCUGCACAAUCAGCCGCACCUGGUGGCCAACUACUCGAUGAGCGUGCUGCUGCGCGUGCGCCCCAUGUACGCUGGACCCGGACGUUUGCGCAACGAGGUGGAUGUGGCAGCGCCCAGGAUCAAGGAUGCCACCAGCAGUCUGCUGCGCGCCUAUCCCGGCCCGUUGCAGGGUCGCAAGCUGCACAAGGACAAGAUCAUCAGCUUCUGCAAGGAGCAGAUUCGCUUGGGCCCGUCGCGCUCCUGCAGCAUUCUGUACGCCACACAGACAAAGCCGCUGGGCAGCGUGGACAAAUAUCGUGCCUCGCACGCACUCAUGUGGAAUCUACUCAUACUGCUGCUGCGACAGAAUGGGGUCAUUGCCGACACGGAUGUGGGCGAUCUGCUGCUGGAGAAUCAGCGCGAAUACCCGUAUGCACCGGAAGCUGAGGCGGAUGCCGAAUCAGCGGACACCGACUCAGCGGAUGCUGACUCAGCGGCUGUGCGUAUCGUGGGAGAUCGUAGCGAGACUGCCAAUGACUCAGAUGGCGAGGCUGUGACAAAAGCUCCGGCUGCUGCAGCUGCUGCUGGGGCUGCGGAGACUGAACAGGAUGCUGAUGCAGAUGCGGCUGCCACAGAGGCGCCCAUGUCGGAGCAAGCUGCCACCGACAAGUUUCGCAGCUUUGUGCUGCGCGGCAACGUCGAGGAGGCGCUGCAAUGGGCCACCGAUCACAACCUGUGGACGCACGCCUUCUUCUUGGCCCUCUACGAGGAUCGCUAUGCCCUCACAGAUGUGGCACAAAAGUUUCUCAGUCGCGCCAUCAAAGCGAACGACCCGCUCCAGACGCUCUAUCAGAUGAAGAGCUGCCAUACGCCCGCCUGCGUUAGCCAGCUGCGCGACGAGCAAUGGGGCGACUGGCGUUCGCAUCUCUCCAUCCUGGUGACCAAUAAAUCGCGUCAGCCCGAAUACGAUCGCAGCUCGGUGGUUGCUCUGGGCGAUACGCUCUUUCAGCGCGGCGACAUCUAUGCGGCGCACUUCUGCUAUCUAGUUGCACAGGAGGAGUUCGGACGUUACGACAGCGGUGCCACGGAACUGACCACGCUGACAGCCAAUGUGCCCAGGCUCAUCUUGCUGGGCGCCUCACACUACAAGCCGUUCAAUGAGUUUGCCAGCAACGAGGCAAUCAUCAUGACGGAGAUCUACGAGUACGCACGCUCGCUGUUCGAUAACAAGUUCAGCAUUGUGAACUUCCAGCACUACAAAUUCCUGUUGGCCACACGCAUCCUGGACUAUGGGCAGCAUUUCCGCUGCACCAACUAUCUGGAGCAGAUCGCCAAUCACAUUGAGCUCAAGCCGGAUAGCUAUGAUGCGGACUUUAUAAAACGCGUUUGCGGGCUGGCUGAGCGCUUGCGCUAUUAUGAUCCCAUACUGAUCAAUCGUGUGUCCUUUGCAAGUCCAACGAAUGCAACUAAUGGCGGUCAGGCGGCGCCACAAGUCGGUGCUCCUGAGGAAAAGGAAUGGCUGCGCCAGCUGCGCGCGCUGGCUGAUCAGCAGCCACAAGAGCAACAACAUCUACAGCAGCAGCAACAGCAAGCGGAUAUUGAUCAGCAAUUCGUGGACUUGAAUAAGCAAAUGCGCGAGCUGAACAUGCAAUAUGAGGACACCAUGCAGCGCGAGCAGGAGGCGCAGCAGGAGCACCAGCAACAGCAGCAACAUCAGCCGGAAUACUAUGAGCAAUCGGCUCAAGUGCAGCCGAGUCACGAGCAAGCGCUCACCGAUAGCUAUGCGCCGCCUUUGUACUACGAUCCGAAUGCAGCACAGCAACAGCAACAGCAACAGCAGCAGCAGCAACAACAGCAGCAGCAACACCUGUAUGAUCCCUCACAGCAACAGUUGCAGCCGGGCGCUGUCUAUGGGCACAUUGAGACUGCAACCGAGGCAUAUGGCAGCCACAAUACGCCAGCCUAUGAUGCACAGCCAGCAGCAACAUCUGGCUACGAUUAUUGGCCCGGGGAUGGACAGCAGCCGUUUGGCGAUGAGCUGGCGCAGAUGGAGAGCAAUGACCAAAUUGCUGACGACAGCAACAACAUGAGUAGCAGCAAUCUAGACAAUAGCAACAAUAUUGUAGCAGCAGCAGCAGCAGCAGCAACAGCAGCUGAAACUGUAGCUGUAGCUGAAGCUGAAACAGAUGCUGAUGUGGAGCAAACACAGCAGCAACAAUUGCAGCUGCCGCAGCCAAGUGCUUACAGCAGCAGCAGCAGCAGCAGCAAGAGCAGCAGCAGCAACAUGAUGGACCAUAGCAACAAUCGCUUUAAACACAAUGCCUUAAAGCUGCACGCUGCUGGCAAUGGCAAGCAAAUGCAUUGCGCCAGCCAUGACCAGGACAAGAGCAAACAAUUGUCACGCAAAUUGCAAUUUGGCAACAGCAGCAGCAACAACAACCACAACAACAAUAUUGCGGAAAUGAGUGCAACAACAACAGCGAAGCCAUUUAAUUUGAAUGAUCAACAUCAGCAAAGGCUGCCCACAAUUUCGAUGCCAAAAUCAAAGAGUUACGAUGACGACGAUGGAGCUGUUACGGCCGGAAACUCCACGUCCGGCAAUGCAACAGCAAAGACAGGCAAAGAGCAGCAGCAACAGCAACAAGCCGGAGCUGGCGGCUUGCCAGGCGGGCAGGGCAACCAGAACUCCGGCUGGUUUGGCGGGCUGUGGAACAAGUUUUCGCUGAAGCCCAAAAAUCAAAUGAUCUUGCCGGACGACAAGAAUCCGACAAUUGUUUGGGAUAAGGAGCGCAAGUGCUGGACAAACACUGAGGGCAAUGCCGAUGAGGCGGAAUCAUUUAAGCCGCCACCAAAGAUGAGCGACAUGGGCGCCACACCAGCACCAGCACCAGCGCCAGCACCAGCUCUCAAUACUUUGGGCAAUGUGCCAAUGCCAAUGGCGGCGCCAAAUCUGCUGCCACAGCAGUCCAUGACUGCACCCGAGCUGCCCAACAAUGCGAAUGUCUAUGAGAAUCAAGCGGAAUACGAUUACGGAGCUGGCUAUCAGGAGACAAUGUAUGGAGGAGCACCCGCAGCAACAGCAGCCGAAAUCCCUGCAAUGCCUGCGCCAGCUGCCUCGCCGGCACAUGGUCUAGCCACAGCUCCCGUUCCAGCAGCAACAGCAGCGGCAGCGGCAGCAGCAGGAGCAGCAACGGUGCCUGGUGGCUCGCAGCCAAAGCUUCAAUCGAACAUGUUCAAAAUUAAACGCAAUCGCACGCUGAAGAACUCCUACGUUGAUGUAUUCAAUCCAUCUGGUGCGCCCAUCUCUGCAGCGCCACAGAAUGUGCUGGCGCCAGCAAUGGCGCCGGUUGCCGUGCCACAGGGCGGUUUCUUUGUGCCUGGCGCGAUGCCAAUGCAACAGCAGCAGCAGCAGCAACAACAACAACAUCAACAGCCGCAGCAGCAGCCGCAGCAAUAGCAAUAGCAGCAAUUGGAGUAGCGAAUGAAAAUGUUGUUAACAAACAAUAUAAUAUAAUAUAAUAUUAUAUAUAAUAAUUCCCAAGUAAUACGUAAUCAACACAAGAGCUGAACAACAACAACAACAUCGACAACGACACACAAACACGAGCAACAACAGAAAAUACUUUCUUUUAUAACUUUCUGCAUGCUGGAAAGAACAGACGGAUAAAACACGAGACAAAUAUAACAACUUGGCAGCUUCACUGCGUGUUUUUUUUGUUGUUUACAUCUUAGUUUUUGUUUUUCGUUUUCUUCCUUCAUCUGUCCUUACGAAACAAAAAAAAAAAAAAAAGGAAAACAAGCUGUAAUUGUAUGACUGUGUGCGUUUAGCGAAAUUGAUAUCAAAUUUAUGUAUGAUUAGCAAAAAAAAAAAAUAUAUAUAUAUAAAUGUAAAUUUGUAUUCCCCUCCUUAUGUAAACGAUUGGAAUAAACCAUUCAGCCACACCCCCUCCCCCACCCACGCAAGAAAAUUGUUUGCUUAACUAAAUAUAUAUAUAUAUAUAUAUAUUUAUGUAAUUACAUAAAUUAAUUAAUUCA
Drosophila mojavensis is the source of this 7769-nucleotide messenger RNA. RefSeq lists its product as uncharacterized. The transcript has 12 exons. Gene Ontology annotation, biological process: autophagy; COPII vesicle coat assembly; Golgi organization. The record is from RefSeq and is a predicted model, not a curated record. Bases 178 to 7191 code for a protein of 2337 amino acids. Lineage: Eukaryota; Metazoa; Arthropoda; Insecta; Diptera; Drosophilidae. Gene Ontology annotation, cellular component: endoplasmic reticulum exit site; ER to Golgi transport vesicle membrane.